AGGGUGCACCUCAGAAUUUGAAAGCUCCUCCAAAUGCACCCCUAACUGGGAGACCAGGGAACAUUUUAUGCCCAAGUAGCAAUAUUGCAGCUAAACAUAAUAUGCAUUUGACUUCUGCUCAAUUUGCUGAGAAAUCUUAUUUGAAGGAUGAGAGUUUUAAUAGAGCAGAGAUUCCAAGUGAUCAGAAGACAUUGAAGGUUCGAAUUAAAAUGGGGUCUGAUAAAAAAGAACAAAAAGUUGCUGCAGUCUAUAGUGGUCUUGGGCUUGAUUUUUCUCCAUCUUCGUCAUUGGGGAACAGUCCUGAUGAAAGUGGAGGAACAUUAAAGAUAUCUCAAGAAAGCAUUCUUCAGGUUAUGACUUCCAAUCAUGUCCCUGGUGUUGUGCUUAUAUCUCCUCUUCAUGACAGCCAGCUAUGCUUAUUACGAAAGGAAAAGGAAAGACCUUCUAGAGAAAAUAAAUCUAUCCCAUUGCUCAAGGCAUGUCAAAAACAUCCUUCCGUGUUAAUAAAUGAAUCUGUUUUGGGUAAUAGAAAACAACUAAAUGAGAAGAAAACAAUUUUUUUAAUCGAGAAAAGUGAAGAGAUGGUGGAAUCAAAGCAUGGAAAUCGCAUGAAUGUUGAGAGUGGGAAGACAUCGCUCAUAAAAAAGAAGCAUGAAACUGAGAUUGCAGGAGGAGAGUCAUUUCCCAAUGACUUGAAACACACAGCUCCAACUAGUUCAGUGAAUAUUGCUGUGGAAGCCACCACCAGGGUCUGUGAUGUCUCUGCAGAAGCUAAUCAAAAUGCAUUGAGGGGUGGAUUGUUUUCCUCUGACUCUGCAAAGGAGGAUUCUUUGGAGUCAAUAUCUGGAAGGAGCAGAUCGAGUGGCAAGAGAAAGAAGCGGGAUAAGCGUAGUAUUUUAGAGGAAACGGGUUGGGAACAAAGUGUAGAUAAUUCCAAUAAGAAUGCUUCACUUGACCUUGGGGACAAUGUUAGAAGCAAAUGCUACCAAAACUCUGCUCCUUCUAAGCUUGAGGAAGAUUCAAAAACAAAGGUUGGUCAGAUAGCUAAAUUUCGUGUACAAAAUAAAAUAAGUAUCUCUUCCAAGAAGGAAAAGACAUUGUUUGAGGGCAAGAAGUCUGGAGAAGUUGCUAAUUCGUUGAAGGAAAGCUUGAAACCUGAUGUGGGUGUGACCCUUAAAGAUACCACUAGUUCUAGUCAAGGUUUUUCUUCAGGUAAAGAAAAGAUUCGGAAAUUGAAGUUACAGAAGGGUAUUAAUAAGGUCCAAGAUAAUCGUAGAGAUGCACCGGAAACAAAUUCCGAACAGAAAAGUUGCCAGAUGGAGCCAACAAUAAAGCAUUUUCAGAAUAGACCAAAAGAUUAUGGUCCAGUGGAUUUUGAGACAGAGCAUAAUGGCUAUUUGGAUAAGUCAAAGGUAAAAUUUAGUGGUUGGACGGUUGAUAACCAGCUUUUGGGAAUGGAUGCUCCAGAUGCGGUUCCUCACCUCAAUGAUAAGAGACUUGCUGCUCAGACAGCUGCAACUGCUCCUAUAGUCAUAGAAGAAAAUUGAGUUCAAUGUGAUCAUUGUCACAAGUGGCGACUUUUACCUUUUGAUACUAGACCAGAACAACUCCCUGAGAAGUGGUUGCGUAGCAUGCUUAACUGGUUAUAAGUUAUUUAGAUAAGCAUCUAAUAUAGGUUUUGUUGAAUACAUGUCUUUUUGUUUGAGGCCAUGCUAUGUGUCUGUUUAUCUUCUUGUGUGCACAUGGUCCUUGCAAAUAAUUAGAAUAACCUGGUGAAACUGAAUAACAGGUACACGUAUAGAUGCAUGUCCAUGUGUGUGAACAUAUGCAUUUAUAUUUUUCCUUUGCUGAUUUCUGUUGUUGAAAUAAUUGUAUAGGCCAAGAAUGAAUCGGUGUGACAUUAGUGAGGACGACACAACAAAAGCUCUCAAUGCAUUAUACCAGGUUCCAGUUGCUGAGAAUCAAAAUAACCCACAAAAUCAUGCCAAUGGAAAUGUGUCUUUAGUUACUUCAGCUCAACCUCAGCAUCUUGAUCAGAACAACUCUAGUUUUAAUUCUCAGUCCUUUUCUGUUCAAGGAAAGAAGAACCAUGGUCUUAAGGAAGUGCUGAAAGCAGGUAGCAAUGGCCUGAAUCAGAUGUCAAACUCUAAAAAAAACAACAGAAGGAAUCUUUGAAAAGUGAGACUAAGAAAGCAAAGAUGAAAAACAAGAGGGAGUCUGGUCCUUAUGCAUAUGAAGGUUCAAAGAAAAGAAAAGCAGAAAUAGAAUAC
Messenger RNA from Hibiscus syriacus, 2270 nucleotides. RefSeq names its product cysteine-tryptophan domain-containing zinc finger protein 7-like. The transcript is spliced from 3 exons. NCBI's taxonomy places the organism in Eukaryota, Viridiplantae, Streptophyta, Magnoliopsida, Malvales, Malvaceae. The coding region runs from base 102 to 1547 and encodes 481 amino acids. The record is from RefSeq and is a predicted model, not a curated record.